CAUUUGCAGCCUCUUAUAGCUACAACGUAAACUAAUAAAUGGAUCGUUUAAAGUUGGUUCUGCAAUAUUUCCAGUCAAAUUCUGAGUCUAUUUCUAAUGGUAUCUGUAUAAUAUUGUCACUGAUAUGUGUUAAGUUGUAUACGAGUUUUGAUUUCAACUGCCCCUGCUUACCACAAUACAACAAGAUGUACUCACUGGGGGUCGUGUUCGUGCCUCCAAUUAUAUUGUUUCUUUUGGGAGUUUUAGUCAAUCGUCAUACAGGGGUGCUGAUGGAAGAGUGGGUAAAACCCCUAGGCAACAGGACAAAAAAUCCAGCAGUGGUGAAAUUUUUGCUGUCAUCAAUGUUGCAACGGGCCCUUCUGGCCCCCAUGGUCUGGAUUCUGAUGACACUCUUGGAUGGAAAAUGUUUCAUCUGUGCAUUUAGUAUGAAUGUAGACCCUAAAUAUUUCACAGGAAUACCAAACAGCACUGGCCUCGAAUUGAUCAAGAUCAUGGCUAAGGUGCCUUGCAAAGAAGAUGUUAUCUUCAAAAACAACAGUUUCUGGAAAGCUGUCUCACGCUAUGUGCGGUGUUAUUCUCAGGCUAUAGGGUGGUCAAUCCUCCUUUUCUUCAUUUUUUUGGGCGCUAUGGGCCGUGUCCUCAAGCCUUGCUUCAAUCACGCCACUUUUCUGCAGACACGCUACUGGAGCAAUUACUUGGACAUUGAGCAGAAGCUCUUCGAUGAGACUUGUGUCCCUCAUGCCAGAAAUUUUGCCCGAAAAUGUGUGGUGCAGUUCUUUGAGAGUAUGCAAGAAGAUGUGACUGUGAGAAUGGCCCUUUCAAAUACACUCAGACCCAGUACAAUCCAUAAUGAAUAUGAAGAGAAGGAAGAGGAGCAGCUGCAUGGUAUAACCAGACAAGAUCAGGUGGAUCAUUUACUGCAAACCUGGUACGAGUGCAAACCAGAGCUGGACGUGACCAAUAUGGCCUAUAAACCCAAAGUGUGUAUCACUUGGGAAGAUCACAAUGGGAAGGCAUUAUUCUCUGAAGUGUAAAACGGAGGGAAAAAAGAUCUUACCUCUUAAAUAAGAAUGAAUGUAAAUAAGUGACUAAUUAAAUAUGAAUAAAAAAAUUUGACCCUAGAAUUGUAAUAACUUGAGAACUAAUUGACUAAUUAAUGUUCAUUUAGAAGCAAAAGCCUAAAAAGCUGGAUGUAUAAUUCAGGCCCCCAUAAUUUUGAGGCAAAGAUGCCUGGAUGGAAAAUGUUUCAUGUGCAUAUUUAGUAUGAAUGUAGAACCCAAACAUUGUUUAACUGUAAUGUUACUAUCAGAUUAAUGUCAAUUCAAAAAGCUUUGUUUUAACCUUCCUCAAGUGCUUGGAUGCAGGUGCAUUUGAAUAUGCUGGGAUUUAGUUUGUGUAUUUUUGCAUGUCUCUUUCCACACAUUACACAACAACCUCAUGGAUAUGGCUUGCAUGCAAAUUACUACAGAACCUCGGCAACACCUGAAAAAAAUGUGUAUGUAGUUCUCUGUAUAUAUUGUGUA
Messenger RNA from Carassius auratus (goldfish), 1523 nucleotides. Its product is annotated as calcium homeostasis modulator protein 3-like. Gene Ontology annotation, molecular function: monoatomic cation channel activity. Lineage: Eukaryota; Metazoa; Chordata; Actinopteri; Cypriniformes; Cyprinidae. The record is from RefSeq and is a predicted model, not a curated record. Gene Ontology annotation, cellular component: plasma membrane. The coding region runs from base 39 to 1034 and encodes 331 amino acids. The transcript is spliced from 3 exons.